AACGCGGGUCUGUGUCACUCUGUGUGUAUCCUUGGACGACCCUCGCCACACCGCCCGUUCACAUACCAAAGAGUAUCUGAACAUGUCGGGCAAGAGCAGUAUGGACAAGGAAACCACGAAGAAAAUAGAAGAAUUCCAGUCAGCUGCCUCAGUGGUUGCUGAGAACGUCGUCUUCCGGAUUUUCCCAUGCAAAAUAUUAGAGAUACAGCAGCUCAUUGACUCUACCAAUGACUCGUCAUCGCAGUUUCACACCUCUCACGCUGCCACUUCCACCAAUCCGACGGUUUAUCCUCCACCCAACUCCACGGAGGAAGGGCCGGAUGUCAAGAAGCGCAAGUUGCACUCUAGCGAUGCCAAUGGCGUCGUGUCCAUGGGCUUAACAGCAGCGAAUGAUAUACACCACGCUGUGUACCCAAACCUCGUCAAGUCCAAUCAACACAUUGACAACGUGCAUACCGUAGUGAAGAGGGAAUGCGAGCAGCUGGCUGAUCUAUGUGACAAGGUGAAACUCUGGGUCAACUUGUCUAUGCCAAAAAUCGAAGACGGGGAUAAUUUCGGUGUUCAAAUACAGGAGGAGGUUCUCACUGAGCUCCACCGUUCGCAAGAAAGCGCAUUCAACAUUCGGGACGCGGGUCGGCUAGACCAUCUGAACCGCGCAAAAAUCUGCUCGAAGAUUGUGAAGUACCCCCAUAUAGAGGACUACACCCUGGCGCUGAAGGAGCAUGAUGAGAAGCAGCUUUAUGUUGCGCGGCAGAACCUCCACGACCUCCGGAACGUAUAUGCCAUUUUGACUGACAUCUUGCACAAGAACAUCGCGAAGAUUCGCUCGCCGAAGGGGAACAAUACCUCCGGGAUGUAUUGACCUGGCUAGCCAUCGCGUGACAGAAUUUUACGGGCAGCCGCUGGCCGCGGUGCUCGGGGCACCAUCCAUGUUUCCCCACACCGAUGUCGUCAAUGCUGGAAGUUCAAGUCCGCUACCAUAUGUCUAUCUCCCGCGAUGUUCGCCCCCUCUAAAUCUGUCACGGUGUCCUUAGCUAUUCUUACGACGGCUCCUGCGCCGGACCGUUUGGGACUCGACUGUUGUCUCUUCCGAUAUCACUUGGCUCAUAGGACAGGAACGUGCAGCCGAAUAGACGAGACCAUUUAUAAAUAGCCAUAGAGUAAAAGUAGCACAAGCACAAGGCUAUCUAUGUCAUUGGCACUGGACAUCGGAACAGCAUCCUCACCCGUUCACUCUGC
This is a messenger RNA of Fomitopsis serialis, 1239 nucleotides long. RefSeq names its product proteasome activator pa28 REG alpha beta subunit. Gene Ontology annotation, cellular component: proteasome activator complex; cytoplasm; nucleoplasm. Bases 83 to 862 code for a protein of 259 amino acids. Lineage: Eukaryota; Fungi; Basidiomycota; Agaricomycetes; Polyporales; Fomitopsidaceae. The transcript has 11 exons. The record is from RefSeq and is a predicted model, not a curated record. Gene Ontology annotation, biological process: positive regulation of endopeptidase activity; regulation of proteasomal protein catabolic process; regulation of G1/S transition of mitotic cell cycle. Gene Ontology annotation, molecular function: endopeptidase activator activity.